Exophiala aquamarina CBS 119918 is the source of this 1692-nucleotide messenger RNA. RefSeq lists its product as uncharacterized. Lineage: Eukaryota; Fungi; Ascomycota; Eurotiomycetes; Chaetothyriales; Herpotrichiellaceae. The transcript is spliced from 2 exons. The coding region runs from base 1 to 1692 and encodes 563 amino acids. Gene Ontology annotation, cellular component: fungal-type vacuole membrane. The record is from RefSeq and is a predicted model, not a curated record. Gene Ontology annotation, molecular function: transmembrane transporter activity. Gene Ontology annotation, biological process: transmembrane transport.
AUGUCUUCUAUGGAAAACAACCAAAUUCCCCAAGCCACGAUACCCCCGAGGCGAUCAGCUUCAAACAGGCGCCAUGGACAGAAGAGGAUCCCUAGAAAACCGGUGCCACAGCGGCGGCCGAAUUCUUCGAGAAGUUUUACGCAGACCUUCGCAUGGUUGAGCGGUGCUCUGCUGGACCGUGACAGUACACCCACCGUCCAGGAGGAAGAACAGUCACAGCUGAAUGAAUUCAACAGACAUUCAUAUCGUUACACCUCUCAGUUCGACCCGCGCAUGCAAUCUGGACUUACUCUGUAUGACCCGGAACUUCAGCCAAAUCGAUUGUCCAAGCCACCAGACGCGUCUACGAGAUCUAGUGUUGUUGACGCGCUAAAUCUUGAUUGGCAAUUGCCGCCAUUGUCUCGACCCUUUGCUGACAUUGAUGUUUCAUCGGUCCUAAAUGUUGCAAUUGAAGCGCAAGCAAAUCUAUCACCUCCUGCACCUGGAGAUGCGCCGCCUCCUAAUGGCGGUCUGAUCGCAUGGCUGCAGGUGCUUGGAGCAUUCUUCUGCUACUUUAACAGCUGGGGGACCAUGAACUCAUUUGGUGCUUUUCAAACAUAUUACGAAACCCGUUCCGACUGGCAUAGAAGUCCGUCCGAGAUAUCUUGGAUCGGGUCCGUUCAGUCGUUCCUGUCACUGAUGGUAGGAGUCGUGACUGGACCUCUGUACGAUGCAGGGUAUUUCCGAUACAUUAUCUGUGCUGGCGGGUUCCUCGUCCCUUUUGGAUACAUGAUGACCAGCAUCUGCACCCAGUACUGGCAAGUGCUGUUAGCGCAGGGUUUUGUCAUUGGAAUAGGUAACGGCUGCCUGUUCGUGCCUGCUGCUGCAAUUCUACCACAGUAUUUCAGCACCAAAAACCCGCUUGUCAAUGGCAUCGCAGCUAGCGGCUCAAGUCUGGGUGGAAUUGUGAUUCCGUUCGUUAUGACCCGCCUUGAACGACAGAUUGGCUUCGGAUGGGCAACGCGAACCGUCGGCUUCAUCGCGGCGGCUACAGCCACAGUCAGUAUCGCGUUUAUGAAGCCUCGUUUGACCCCGAAGAGCCAACGCAAGCUACUCGAUCUUGCCGCUUUCAAAGAGCCAACCUACUCUUACUUCACAGGAGGACUUGCAAUAGCAUUUAUUGGAUUCGCCGUGCCCACAUUUUACCUCGGUACCUUCGCAUCCACUACGGGCGUUGCUAGCGAGGAAUUCUCUUUCUACUACCUGCCUAUUCUCAAUGCCGCGUCGACAUUUGGUCGUAUCAUCCCGGCCAUUCUAGCGGCAAAGUACGGCCCGCUGAACGUCUUAAUUCCGAUCUGUUUGUUCGCUGGCUCGCUGGCUUUGAUAUGGACAACCAUCAAGACCUCCGCCGGCACGAUCGUGUUUGCCAUCUUCUACGGAUUUUGUUCCGGAGGCUUUGCAGCCAUGUCGCCCAUCGCCCUGGUGACGCUGACACCUGAUCUUCGCACACUUGGAACGCGUAUGGGUCAGCUGUUCUUCUGCUGCGCAAUGGGACUUCUAGCGGGACCGCCGUCUGCCGGUGCGAUCCUGAAUACGACCAAAUCUUGGAUCGCACUAAAAUGCUUUGCUGGUGGUACCGUUGUAGCUGGUGGACUGGUUUUGAUUUUUGCGAGAGUUAGCAGGGUGGGUUGGAGUCUAAAGAAAAAGGCCUAA